Papaver somniferum (opium poppy) is the source of this 922-nucleotide messenger RNA. RefSeq names its product PHD finger-like domain-containing protein 5B. Gene Ontology annotation, biological process: mRNA splicing, via spliceosome. NCBI's taxonomy places the organism in Eukaryota, Viridiplantae, Streptophyta, Magnoliopsida, Ranunculales, Papaveraceae. Bases 221 to 553 code for a protein of 110 amino acids. The transcript is spliced from 3 exons. Gene Ontology annotation, cellular component: precatalytic spliceosome; catalytic step 2 spliceosome; U2 snRNP. The record is from RefSeq and is a predicted model, not a curated record.
UAAGGGGCACGGGAAAAAUCCCUUCACUGCUACUAGAAUCUUCUUUUCUCCUCUUUCUCUCUUUGUGCAAUAGAGAAGCGCAGAAUCCUCCACUGCUGCACCACCACCACAACCACCGUCUCCGCUGAGCAACACCGACCAGACUAAAGAGGAAAUUUCUCAAGACACAGGACAGCCAUUGCUAGUGUUCGUUAAGAUAUAAGCGAGUGGUGUAGGAACUAUGGCAAAGCAUCAUCCUGAUUUAAUUAUGUGCAGGAAGCAGCCUGGGAUUGCUAUUGGCCGGCUGUGUGAGAAGUGCGAUGGGAAGUGUGUUAUAUGUGACUCGUACGUGCGGCCUUGCACCUUGGUUCGGGUUUGUGACGAAUGCAAUUAUGGAUCAUUCCUAGGUCGUUGUGUGAUUUGUGGGGGUGUGGGAAUAUCUGAUGCUUAUUACUGCAAGGAAUGCACUCAGCAGGAGAAGGACCGUGAUGGGUGUCCGAAGAUUGUCAAUCUAGGGAGUGCUAAAACUGAUCUCUUCUAUGAACGGAAGAAAUAUGGUUUUAAGAAACGAUAGAAAAGAUUUUAGUGGGCACUAUUUUUACAGUCCGUUAACUAUAUUCUGUACUACAUAUAUUUCGCUGUUGAAACUUCUAUAUCUAAUACUGAGUCAGUAGUGGAGUAAACAUUUAACAAGCUUUUCGUAGUUCCCUGACUGGUUCAUUCUGUAAGUAACAAUUGAAAUUAUGUUUUAGAUUCUUGCAGAAGUGUUCUUGUCAGUGGUCAGUAUAAGCACUGAAAACAUCUUGAUUGGAACUGCAUCAUGAUGAUGGCGCUUGUAUGGUCUUCCAGUAGCUGAAAAAGCUCUUACCCCUUUUCAUGUAAGUCUUGACACUGUUGCAUAUUUAGCCUACAUUAAUCAAUUGAUGAUGCCUUACUAGUAAAA